This is a messenger RNA of Metopolophium dirhodum (rose-grain aphid), 1306 nucleotides long. It is a transcript of the gene Vhl, whose product is annotated as protein Vhl. Lineage: Eukaryota; Metazoa; Arthropoda; Insecta; Hemiptera; Aphididae. The coding region runs from base 416 to 940 and encodes 174 amino acids. The record is from RefSeq and is a predicted model, not a curated record. The transcript has 3 exons.
ACUAAGUUGUCGCUAUUUUUUUUCAUAGUAUUCGCUUAUUACUUUUCUAAUUUCUAUACACUACUGCACUAGUCACUUCUCACUUGUCUGCGGUAGUCGUUUAUGCUCUAAUUAUUUUUUGUAUUGAAUAUUGAUUACAUUUUUAAAUUUAUUUUACUAUUUAGUAGUUAGUAAUUAUGUUUGCCCAAUUGUAUUGAAAUCACGACAAUAUUUUGUCAUAGUUUAAUUCAUAUUGGUGAACUGUUCAUAAAUAUUAAUAUUUCAUAAUGAAAACUUGAAGAUAAACUAUAAUUAUCUAUUAAAUGAUUAGAUAUACUGAUGUACUUGCGUAUACCUUGCUACGCUCAUUCUUAUAAUGACAGUUGAGUUUUUAGUAUCUAUACAUCAAAAUCUUAAAAAAUAAGAGUCCAGUUAUAUGUUUAUCUGUAACAAGAGCAAUGUUAUACCGACAAUGGCUUUAAUGGGUGAUCAGUUUGACAUUACACAAAGGAAACCAGCUUAUGUACGUUUUCAAAACAACACCUGCUAUAGCAUUGAAGUAAAUUGGAUGAAUUUUCACAAUAAAGAACAAACCUACUGUAUUUUAGAUCCAAACAAAUUUGUAGAUGUAAACACAUUUUCUACACAUUCAUGGACUUUUAGAGAAUGUAUAUCAAAGAGUCGUAUGGUUGUUGCAGGAAGAGAAAUAUUCAUUGCGACACCUUGGGCUGAUGAACAUAGGCGUCUUGAAUUUAAACAUCCUAUCAAUGUACCAUUAAGAACAAGGGUUUUAAUUGAAAUGCCAGCUAUGGACUUACGACAACUAUGCCUGUUAAAAUUAGCUAAUAUAUUGAAAAAUAAAGAUGACAUAAUCACAUUGGAAAUACCUACAACACUUCAAAAGGAAUUAAUAGAAAUGAUAUCAAAUAAAGAAACUAGUAAAAUUCAAUUGACUAACUAAUAGUACAUUGUAAACUUGUUAUACAUUAUUUUAUUGGAAAUAAAUAUAUACAUUAUUAAAUAAAAAUAAUAGUUUUGGUAUGAUAAAAUUAUAUGUAUACAUGUGAGUUGUAAGCAUCUGCAUUCAGUAUAAGUCUGUUGUUAUAAAAUAAUCUUUAAUUAAAAAACUAGUUACAGCGCAUCUCAUUUAGUCAAAAAAGUCCUGUGAAUUAGUUGCAUAAUUGGGCUGUUAUAUGCAUGUUAUGAAUAUAUAAAUUUUAAUACAUACAAAUAUAAGAUAAAAUAAUAUUUUUGAUAAUAUAUUAUGAAUGUGAUACAAAAUUAUCUUAAAACUUGAUACUGUAGUGCAUGAAUUCUUGUUUUAUUA